Messenger RNA from Aspergillus calidoustus, 915 nucleotides. Lineage: Eukaryota; Fungi; Ascomycota; Eurotiomycetes; Eurotiales; Aspergillaceae. The record is from the annotation of a GenBank genome assembly.
AUGACACGCAUUAUGGCUGUUCUAAGCUCGUUACCUCAACCAGUGCAGGAAUUGGCUCUGCGGGAUAUAGAAAACGUGAACGUUACCGAUGAGGAAACUGUGGCAAAUCUCCAGAACGUCCUGGGAAGCCUUCGCUCUCUCAGACUCAACAUCACGAACGUCAGUCGUGGCAUGUCAGGGAGUUCAGACUAUCAGCGAGACCCUCCGCAGAAGUUCCACUCCGAGCUGCCCUCGUUCUGGCUCAAACCAACGAUGUCAAACUUGGAGCACUUGACUCUGUACUCCAGUCUUUACUUUGGGUUCUACCCCAUAUGUGACCUUCGCGACAUCCACUUCCCACGUCUCAAGACACUCGCCUUGGGCAACCACACCUUCAUCCACGACUCUCAGCUCGAGUGGAUCCUAUCGCACGGCUCAACCCUUACGGAGCUAUACCUGGAUGACUGCGUGAUCGUCUGGGAAGCGGCGAUCUACCACCGCGACUGCGGACCGACACUUCUCCCACGCGAAGACUUCCGCACGCACCCGGACCUCCCCGAUCAGCUCUAUACGACAUACGACAAACGCUGGGUGGAUUACUUCCGGGCUUUCGAAAAGGGCUUACCGAACUUGCGGCACUUUCGCUUUGGGCAUUCCCCGUACUGGUGGGACGAGGAUACAACUCCCUUUGAGCGCGAGUCUGAGAUCGACAUUGGAUUCCACGAGGAAUGUUACGUGGUCUUCUGCGACGGCUUCCUGCCGUGCGAGUACAUGCAGCACAUGAUCUGGAGGAAGGAGGAAGAAGGCGGAGGCCGUAAAUACGUUGAUGGCAAGGCAAUCAAGCCGUCCGCGGAGGAUCGCCAGGCCUUGGUGGACCUGUGUGCCAAGGUCGGGCAAACGAUCACGCUUCAUGAGGAUGAUUUCUUGUGUCGGUGA